UUGGUAUCUAGAAAUUUAAUUCCGUUCAGUGAAACGUCCCACUGUCCGGUUUGUCUAUAGAAUUCAUCAAUAUAGAUAACCUAAAAAAUUCUAUCUUGCAUGCGUCUUUUACCGCAUUGCCGACUUCUUUCUUAUUGUUCGUUUAAGCAAUUGAUUAUUAAAAAAUUUAAUUGGCUUGUUAGUUCCUUAAAGCUAAGGUUAGAGUUCAGUAAACGUACAUAUGAGUAUUAUUAAAUUAUUAUAAAAAUGUGUGUGAAUUAGAAAUUAAAAAGAUUCAGAGAGGUCAAAGAAGAAGAAGAGAAAAAAAUAGAUUUCAAAAUGAACAACAACAGGAGGUUAGUCUUUCAAUUAUUGAGACUGUACUCUUCUAAAUCUUUUCCCAAAAAUACUGGCGUUCGAGGAAGAUUUACAUUUGAAAAAACGAUGCAAGAGACAGAAAAUGAUAUUGAAGAAUUUAAUCCCGAUGAUAUGGAUGCAUACGAAUCUGACUUCAUGAAUGUUGGUAAAUCAUACACAAUGCAUCAAAGGGAAAUGAAAAAAUCUAAAGAAAGACUAAAGCAACGCAUUGUGAAAAGUAAAUAUUUUAAAGAGGAAGAACCAAGGUUUCUGACAUUUACAGAAAAGGAUCAAAUACAAAAAUUGCAUGCUAGUAAUCCCGAAGAAUGGACACCAGAGAGGCUCAGCGAAAGCUUUCCAGCUUUACCUGAAGCAAUAAGACGUGUUUUAAGGUCCAAAUGGACACCUAAAUCAGUAGAUAAGAUUAUUAAAUAUGAUAGUGUAGUUAUUGAAAAUUGGAAGAACUUAAAAACUGGCAAAUUAGUAGUAAAUCCUAUGUUGCAUGAACAUUUAAUGAAAUUUAAAAAUAGAAAAAUUACUUUAUGUAGUAGAGAAACAUUGAGUGAGUUUAUACCUCCAAAAAUGAAAUUUCCAAAACCAAAAAGUACAUUGUUUUCAAACAUUGUACAAGGAUAUAUAGAUGAAAAACAGCCUGUUUGUGAUCAGAAAUUAAUUCCUUCAAAAGAUAAAGUGAAUGAAAAUGGAGGGCUACAGAGUACCAUAGAGAAUAAUAAUCUAGAAAAGUCUAUACAGUCUGUAAACAACUCUAGCAUUAUACAAAAUAAUAAGUAUAAAUUGACUGCAAGCAAUAAAGUAUUAACUCAUAAUGAAUUUAUGAAAGAUCAAUUAAAGCAAUUAUAUAACACAUCCCCGGAAGUAGGCAUAACAUUAUUGCAGACGUAUAGACAGUAUGUAGAAUCAAAAAGCACAGAAACAGCGAAUUCUAAUGCACUAAGCAACGCUACGGAAAAAAUAAAUGAAAGGAAUAAUACAGUUUCACCAAGAAGCACAGUGACUACAGACUCUAAUGUACUCAGCAACACUGUAGAAGAAAUAAAUGAAAAGGACAAUACAGUUUCACCAAGAGAUACAUCAACUGAAAAUGUACUAGUAGUUAGAAAGAAAGAUACCGAGUCAAAAGUAACAAGUGCUCUAAAUAUGGAACAUGAUAGCAGUUUGGAUACUUUUAUAAAAGAAAGAAGGAUGUGUAUAGAUGUAAAAAAUGAAUAUAUAAAACCUAUAAAAAUUCCAAAAAAUGUGUGGAAGCAUGGUAUGACAUACAGAGUAAAGGAUUGCUACUACGAUUAUGAUGGGGAAUUCCUCUACAGAGUACCGGAAUUAUUAACUUAAACGAUAUUUCAAAGUUACCAUUACUUUCAAUUUAUCGGAAUUGCACAGCGUUUUGAAUGUCUUUGUAUUUUUAAUUAUAUAUGUAAAGUUCUUUAUUUAGUAAAUAAAUGAAUAUAUUCUUUAAUUAAUUUAUAUCA
Messenger RNA from Nomia melanderi (Alkali bee), 1823 nucleotides. RefSeq lists its product as uncharacterized. Gene Ontology annotation, cellular component: nucleus. Lineage: Eukaryota; Metazoa; Arthropoda; Insecta; Hymenoptera; Halictidae. The record is from RefSeq and is a predicted model, not a curated record.